UAAAGGCAGAGCGUUUGAGCCCGCCCUGCCGCUUGAGUACACUGGCGGAAGGGGAAGGGGGGGAGGUGGCGGUGGGGAAGAUGGCGUACCAGAGCCUGAGACUAGAGUACUUACAGAUCCCACCGGUCAGCCGCGCCUACACCACCGCUUGCGUCCUCACCACCGCGGCUGUGCAGUUGGAACUGAUCACACCUUUUCAGUUGUACUUCAAUCCUGAAUUAAUUUUUAAACACUUUCAAAUAUGGAGAUUAAUCACAAAUUUCUUAUUUUUUGGGCCAGUUGGAUUCAAUUUUUUAUUUAACAUGAUUUUUCUCUUUUUGGUUUGUUUGUGAGCUUAGUUUUCUUGGGCCAGGCCUUUACAAUAAUGCUUGUCUACGUGUGGAGCCGAAGAAACCCAUAUGUCCGCAUGAACUUCUUUGGCCUUCUCAACUUCCAAGCCCCGUUUCUGCCCUGGGUGCUCAUGGGCUUUUCUUUAUUGUUGGGGAACUCAAUCAUUGUGGACCUCUUGGGUAUUGCAGUUGGGCACAUAUACUUUUUCUUGGAAGAUGUAUUUCCCACUCAGCCUGGUGGAGUAAGAAUUCUGAAAACACCAUCUAUUUUGAGGACUAUUUUUGAUACACCAGAUGAGGAUCCAAAUUACAAUCCACUACCUGAAGAACGGCCCGGAGGCUUUGCCUGGGGUGAGGGCCAGCGCCUUGGAGGUUAAAGCAUCCGUGCCAAUAAUGAGACCCAGCUGGGAAGGACUCAGUGAACUACCCAUUGGGAUUCUUUUAUCCUUUGUUGCAAAAGUGUGGACACUUUUGUCAGCUUGGCAGAUUUUAACUCCAGAAGCACUUUACAAAAUGGUACACUGACUAAUCCAGAAGAUAUUUCCAGCAUUUUGCCAGUGGUUCCUCACUACACUGGUACUGAAAGUAUAAUCUCUUGGAGCCAAAAAACUGGAGAAAGAGUUAUCCUGCCGCCUCUUAACAAGUACAUGAGUACUUCUGAUGGCAUAAGGCAGGCCUUUUUCCUCCUCUUUGAUAGAUGAGGCCAUGGUGUAAUGGAAGUUUCAGAGAAGACAAAAUAAAACUGAAUUCCAUCUCUCUUUCACUGUAUUAAAGCUUUUGUGCGUGAUCUUUUAAA
This is a messenger RNA of Chinchilla lanigera (long-tailed chinchilla), 1125 nucleotides long. RefSeq names its product derlin 2 (gene Derl2). Gene Ontology annotation, cellular component: Hrd1p ubiquitin ligase ERAD-L complex; endoplasmic reticulum membrane. NCBI's taxonomy places the organism in Eukaryota, Metazoa, Chordata, Mammalia, Rodentia, Chinchillidae. The record is from RefSeq and is a predicted model, not a curated record. Gene Ontology annotation, biological process: endoplasmic reticulum unfolded protein response. Gene Ontology annotation, molecular function: ubiquitin-specific protease binding; misfolded protein binding.